AUGUCUGAUUAUUAUAUCCUUACAGAAUUAGAGCAGUUCGUAUCAAAAAUAUCUCGUUUUAAGUACUUGUGCUGCGCCUUAUAUGCAAAUAAAGUUGCUUUCGGCGCAUCUGCUGGCAGUGUUCAUUUAUAUUCACUGACAGAAGCUUCAUCACCUAUAGUUGUUUCAAUCCCUUCAAUAGUUACUGCUAUACAACUACUUUCCUUCUCACCAGGAGGAAAAUUUUUAGCGGUUGGCGGAAAUUCAUCACUUCAUUUCAUCGAAGAUCCACUUACAAACCCAGUAGUGAGUUAUUCAGUCGAUCUAAAAGGAAAAAGACCAACUACAUUAGACUGGAUAUCAGAACCUCCACCGAAAAUUUCAAGAACUCCCUUUUUAUUGAUUGGCGAUGAAACAGGUGGAGUUUGGACAGUUAGACAUCAAUCUGCCGACUAUAUUACCACAGUAAAUUCUCCAAUUGUUCAAUUACAAUAUAUCUCAGAAGAAUCAAUACUUGUUAGCGCUAAAUCAAGUCCUUGCUUCAUUAAAGCAGGAAAUGUUGUUAACAUUCGUGGUAAAAAAGUUACCGGCGACUUCGGAUCCUUAUAUUCUCCAACACAUAACGCGAUAUUCUUUUCAAAACCCGAAUCUACACUUCUUAUAGCAUCUCCAGAAGGAAAACCGCAAGCUAAGAUUGUUCUUGCCGAACACAAUACAAUUCCAGAGACUUUUUCAUCAAAUCUUUCAUAUCUUUUAUUAUGUUCAACAUUUUUAAUUUCAGUUGGUCCGAACUGUCUUGCAUACAUCGUUAAUUUAAACAACGGUACUCCAGAAGGCACUAUCAUACCAAAUUCCGAAUAUUGUGAUUUCUCAUCUUACAAAAACUACGCAUUACUCAUGUGGAAGGACAAAUUGACCUUGUUCAAGGCAUGCGAGAGCAAUGAAGAGUACUACAGAUACCUUGUUGAUCAAAAACAGUACGAAAAGGCUCAAGAAUUAGCAAUGCAUGACAAUGUCAAGGACAUGAAGCUCUUAAAGCUCAUGGAAGUCAAUCCUUCAGAGAAAUUCGAACAAUAUCUACAGAAAGUUGACUUCGAAAGCCAGCCACAACCUUUACAAGCCGUGGAUCCAGAAUUUUACGGUUUGGUCACUUCACUUGAUGUUCCUGACACAAAGACGAUAGAAAAACUCAAGUCCAUGUUACAACAAUUAGCACUUGAACCAGAAGUUGUUUCAAAAGUUCGAAACUAUGUCAUUAAAAAUCCAAAUGAAUAUUUUAAUUGGGAAAAGUUUUUGAAUCCCGAUGACAUUGUUUCCAACAUCAAUUCCUCACCAGAGAAUUCCCAAAUUGUCACUAAGAUUGCUGCCAAAGGGUCAUCACAACUCUGCCGAAUGUUGGCAUCGAUUUCUUCAUUUGACAUUUCAAUUUUGGUGGCAAAUUCUCCUCCAAUUUAUCUCCACAACGUUGAUGAACAGAGGAAAUCGCUUUUCAUAGAUAUGAUGGCAAAGAAAGACGUGUUCUCCGCAUACGCAAAGAAGGAAGAACCAGAAGAAAUUUUAGUUGAAUCUCCAUACGCUGAAAAAAUAAAAAAUAUUAAUCCAGAAAAAGUGACACCUUUUGAUGUGAUGUCACUUUUGAAGUUAAAUGAGUGGGAGCAGAACAUUACUAAUGAGGUAACUGAGUUAUGCAAUCUUGCGGAAAGAUAUAAUUUGUCACGAGAAGACAGAGGAAUUCCUCCUUGGGUUGAUCAAAUGAUUUCGGCUGAAAAAAGUGAAAUUUCUUUCGACCAAAACGCAGUGAAAUCGACUGCAGGAAAUUGGGGAGUAAGAGCUGACCUCUCUGUAUGCCAGGUUUGUGGUUUACCUCUAAAUCUUGGAGAAAAUACAACUAGCGCGGCAACUUUCCCUUGUGGACAUACAUUCCACAUUAGCUGUCUUAAAACAAGAUACUGUCCUUCUUGCUAUUCAAAUAAGCUGAAAUAA
Molecule: messenger RNA, 1962 nt
Organism: Trichomonas vaginalis G3
Lineage: Eukaryota; Parabasalia; Trichomonadida; Trichomonadidae
Product: DPP6 N-terminal domain-like family
Exons: 1
Coding region: 1-1962 (653 amino acids)
Molecular function (GO): protein binding
Source: RefSeq, a predicted model, not a curated record